This is a messenger RNA of Caenorhabditis auriculariae, 4622 nucleotides long. The record is from the annotation of a GenBank genome assembly. Lineage: Eukaryota; Metazoa; Nematoda; Chromadorea; Rhabditida; Rhabditidae.
AUGGCUUCGAACCAAGGCCCGGCGGCGGGCGUCAUCAACGUCUCCACCAUGCAGAUCGUCCGUCAGUACAUUUAUUCUUUAUGAAAAAUCACAAAAAAUUUGAUACCAGAGAAAGUAUAAAAAUUAGGAUCGGAAGAAAUUUUCCAUAAAUUUAGGGAGGAAAAACGUAAUGAAAAAAAAUGGGCUUUAGUUUUACAAAAUUUGUACAGAUAACAAAAAGUGUUUUCUGUAUUCUCUAAAAAUUACCCCGAACACUAUUUAAAGGGGUAGAUAACAUAUCCAUGGUGGCUACUAGCAUAUUUUUGCUAGAAUCAUUUUAAAAGCUGCUAAAUAUUGGUUUCCAGCCUAUACUGUUUUGAAAGAAAGAUUAGAAAGCUCACCACUUUAUAAAUAGAACUUUGGUUGCAACGACUACCAGGGAUAUUAAUAUAUCUUCAAAAAGUUGUUUGAGGAAAUUUGAGAAAAUCUCGAAACUUUACGCCAAAAAAACUUCCUUAGGAAUUUUCUCAAAUCCAGAGCUGACAAUUCAGUUGAACUGUUUCAAUUUCAGAAAUCCACCAUUAUGCGGAGACGAUGACGGGCAGCGAGGUGGACAAGUUGUACCAAGACGACGCCGUUUGGAUCAUUACCAGCAGUUUCAUCAUCUUCACCAUGCACUCUGGUGAGUUUUUGUGAAGUCAUCAAAGAAGAAAAAGUGGGUUUUUUUGAAAUUAGUUCUACACGAUUUAUUCGAAGAUAUUCGUUCCCAAACGAGACGAAGUAAUUGCUUUUCUCUCGCGUUUUUCGAGCUUCAAAUGAUUGAAUAAAAACGAUGACCAUUCCUAUUCUGGUGGAAUUGACAAAAUAAUUGUAGAGCCUUUUCAAAGUUCAAACAUCAAUCAAUGAAUUUUCUCAUUGUAGUCCUGGGGAAUUCAUUUCGUUUGUGUGAAUGAAAUAUCGGUGUUCAAUAAGCGUCUCAACUGGAAUUUAUCCUAAGUUAGACGUUAAAAUUAAAUUCAUCAUUCUUUGGAGAGGUUUCAGAAAACAAUUUAUAAGAAACCUUCAUAUACUUUGGGUUUGGGAAUUUUUUAAAAAUUGAUCACAUUAAUUUGAAAUUCUUUACCUUUCAACAGCCUGUUUUUGGAGAAACCGUGGGUACAGGCAAACAAGCUUUGAGGCUUCUGCUCUCAAAAAUUCGGAAUUUUUGCAGGUUUAGACUCCCAGAAUCUUUCUUUUGCUACAUGAAGGAAUAUUCCAGUCAAUUUCUAAAAAUUUCUCAAACAAAAACGAAACCGACCUUUCUUUUUCACCAUUCAAAGGAAAAGCCUUCAGGGUUCGGUCUUCUGGAGUCAGGAAGUGUGUCCGCGAAAGAUGAAGUGAACAUAAUGGUGAAGAACGUGGUCGACGUGGUUUUCGGAGGACUUUCCUACUGGAGUUUGGGAUACGGCUUGUCUUACGGGGACUAUGAACCGUUUCGUAACCCCUACAUCGGCUUCGGAAAGUUUUUCUACGACCCAACAAGGUUAGACCAGAAACUGAGAAGUAGCAAAGUUGUGUUCAGAGAAUACGGCAACAAGGAGAACGUCAACCAGGAGGGCUGGUCCUACGCCGCUUUCCUGUUUCAGCUGAGCCUCGCCACGACGGCUUCUACCAUCGUUUCUGGAGCUGUCGCUGAGCGAGCCAAGCUCAAGUCCUACAUUCUUCUCGGUUGCAUAGUUAUCCUGAUUCAGGUCCGCGAGUUUCUGUCUGGACGCUAACAGAGAAAAAUUUUCAGGCAGCUCCGGCGCAUUGGGUUUGGGAUAAAGAAGGCUUUUUCUACAAGAUGGGCGUUGUCGACUUCGCGGGCUGCUCGGCGGUAGGAUGAACACUUGAACUUUGGGUCUAUCGAGAUAAAGGUUCACAUGGUCGGCGGCAUCAUCGGACUCAUCGCCACAGUUUAUCUGAAGCCGCGAAGAAAUCGCUUCAAUGAAGACAGUGUCCAUCAGAUGAGCAGCCCCACCAACGCUCUACUUGGUCAGUUUUUGUUAACUGAAAGAUUAAUACAACGUUCAAAAAUUAGAAAUGUCAGCCUUUCGGCUCCUAAUUUUGCGGAAUUCAAUAAGAUCUUGGAGAAUUAGAGCUCUAAAAAUGGCUCGCGCUUUCCAAGAUUGUAUUUAAUCUUUUUAGGAACGUUUCUCCUUUGGUGGGGUUGGUUCGGCAUAAACGCUGGAUCGGUGUGGGGAAUCACCGGGGGAAGAUGGCGGCUGGGGGCCAGGUUCAUCUUAUCCGAUUACGUCAUUCCACUAUUCCUGAUAUUCUCAGAGCCGCCGUAGCCACCAUCAUGAGCUCGAUCGGCGGCGGAGCAACUGCCAUCACGAUCAGCUUCGUCAAGACGAAAAAACUUCAGGUCAACUACCUGAUCAACGGGAUAUUGUCUUCCAUCGUUUCAAUCACAGGCAAGGAAAUAAGGCUUUCCGAUGGAAAAUGCAAAAAGUUUUCAGCAAUGUGCGCGGUCUCGAGACCUUGGCACGCCUUGGUCAUAGGCUCCGUGUCUUCUGUCUUCUCGAUAAUGGUCCUGCCGGUCCUUGAACGACUUCAUAUCGACGAUCCUGUUGGUAUUGUGCCAAUCCAUUUGACGUCUUCGAUUUGGGGAAUGUUGGCCGUCGGGAUCUUCUGCGAGAAAGACAAACACUUGGUGAGAUUCUUGGGAAAUUUCUAAGACAGAUAUUCAGUCUAAUUUCAAAAAAAAAAGUUUAAAAGUUGUAAAUUAAGACAUUCAAAAAAGCUGUAUAGAUGUUUUCAUAUGAAUAUUUAGGAGUUUAUCUCGAAAAAGUCACUUCAUUCGUCGGCCCGAAAUGAUAAAGAUAAUGUAAAAAAAAAGAACAAAAAACACCAAAGAAAGAAAAUAAACAUUAUGAGCCGAAGCUCGUUUUUGAGUUUCGUUUUGAAACCAGAAAGUAUAAAGUGUUUCGUUUCCGCCAAGGUCUUCUAUCCAUCUUUUGAUUUGCAGCUUGGAGCAACGAACAACAUGGAGGGGCUGUUGUACUCCUGGAGCUUCAAACUCCUCGGCGUCCAAGCCUUGGCGACAGUCGUCAUUCUCGUCUAUUCGGCGGCAUGUGGACUUCUUGUUCUUUUCGUAAGAAAGUUGGAAUAAAUCUCAGAAUGAUAUUUUUCCUUUUCAGCUGCUCAGCAAAAGUCCUUUGGGUCUUCGUGUCACGGAUUAUGAAGAACAAAUCGGUGCUGACGUCAUCGAGCAUGGCCUCGCUGGAACAAACGUUGCACGAUACGUUAUUGAGAAACCUCUUUCCACCAGGUACUUUCUUGUCAGGGAAGAUAACCACAUUUGGAUCUAAAGGACCUUCCAAACGGUCACCAAAGCGAUCACCAAGUGGAAGAUGCUGGCGAAGCAGAAAAGCCGCCAAAAAAGGAUGGAGAUGGCGCGACUGAAACGUCUGGAGGAGGAACAGCAGUCCACGCAGAUCAUCCACAACGGAGGUUUGCGCAGAGAUCGAAGGAUCGAGUUGGACUUUAACAUCCAGGGACGAGCAACGGAAACGUCCUUCACCAUCGAAAGCCUUCCAUAACCGGCAAUGGCCGAGUAUCGCCUCCGGAAGAACGUAGAGCUCCUGCCGGUCCUCUUCCGAAUGGAUCAGCAAGUAAAAUAUUCAAAUUGAUGAUUUACCACGUUUACUAUUUUCGAAAAAAAAAGAACUGUUACAGCCUCGAACAACAGUCGACGAGUAGCGACCGCCAUCCAAAUGGAGCCGAUCCCGGAGGCCGAGUCUUCGACCACCCAAAGAUCUACUUCCAGAGGUCAAAUAUCGCACAGGUACCCUCCCUCUUAUUGAAAAAAAGACUCUGUCUGCUCAGGUCUCCUAUCACGUCCCCAAAACCAGAAGAAACUAGUGGGGGUCCGAAAAAACUGUCCGUUGUGGUCGUGAGUGAGACAAACGAAGAAGCCGAGAAAGCGCCGUCUUCUCCCGAGCCGGAGCCAGAUCCAGAAGUGCACGUUUCUGAUUCGAGCAGUAAUGUGCGGAGGGCCGGACAACGGAUUAAGGUGAUCUUUUUUUUGUCACAGAUAUGAUUCCUGUGACAUUUUCAAGAUAUCAAUUGUCGCUUUAGAAGUCAGACCUAAAAAAAAAAGAUUUUUUUUUCCAUAAGUCCGCAAUAGCUUUUGAGAAGUUUUUGUCCUGUCUUUCAAUUUUGUCUUAAAAUAUGUCUUUUCAAGUCGAUGUUUGCGGCUUGCAAGGAAUGUUCAGGUUGGAGAUCUAUGUAUCUGAAUUAAGCAUGACUGAAGAUGGAAAGGGCUUGAAAACUAAAAGCUGACAGUUUAUUUGUGAUCUUGAUUCAAUUUUCAUGGAAAAAAGUUGCGAUCUGUUCAACAUAACUUUUCGAGGAAGUAAUAAAACAACUUCCGAUUAGACUUUUUCCAUUUCGAACAUUAUUUAUUCCAAAAUGCGAGUCUGGAGUUCAAUUGACUGUUUCAGGCUGAUCGACCGGCGACCUCUUCCAACAUCGGAAUCACGGUGCGGCCCGGGACUUCGGGCAAAUUCGUAAGGUCUCCGGCGGCCCGGCCUCUGUCGCCUUCUCCAGACCUGUCGAUGGACCAGUCGCCGCCCGCCGGUCCGAGCUUCGGAAAAAGAUCGAAUCGAGUCGGACCCUGA